Messenger RNA from Fusarium odoratissimum NRRL 54006, 2803 nucleotides. Its product is annotated as xyloglucanase. The transcript is spliced from 3 exons. The coding region runs from base 205 to 2406 and encodes 733 amino acids. Lineage: Eukaryota; Fungi; Ascomycota; Sordariomycetes; Hypocreales; Nectriaceae. The record is from RefSeq and is a predicted model, not a curated record. Gene Ontology annotation, molecular function: protein binding. Gene Ontology annotation, biological process: xyloglucan metabolic process.
CAUGUUCGGGGCUUGGUGAACCUUAUACCCCUGCGUCAUCCUGUUUCGUCACGGAGGCUUCAUAUCCGAAACACUGCAAAUGACAACAGGACCAAACUAUCACGUCACCUCAAAGCGCUCAUAUAAAAGACACCUAUAAUUCGCCAAAUAUGAAAUUCAGAUCUUCUCUCAAUACAGUGUCGUUCGUUAUUUACUGACUUCAUCAUGAAGUUGCUCUCUCUUCUCGCUGCUUCGGCAAGCGUUGCGCAAGCUGCUCUCAAAUGGCAGAAUGUCCGUUUCGGCGGUGGAGGCGGCUUUGUCCCUGGCAUCGAGUUCCAUCCAACUGCCAAGGGCGUUGCCUAUGCACGAACCGAUAUUGGUGGUCUUUAUCGUCUCAAUGCGGAUGAUUCUUGGACACCACUCACUGACAAUACUGGUGUUGAUGCGACAUGGAGCCGUUGGGGUAUCGACGCUCUGGCCCUUGAUCCAAGCAACCCUAACAAGGUCCUCACCGCUGCUGGAUUAUAUACCAACUCAUGGGACCCCAACAAGGGAGCAAUUGGUAUCAGUAAUGACAAAGGCGCCACAUGGUCCUUCACUGAGCUCCCCUUCAAAGUAGGCGGAAACAUGCCCGGUCGCGGCAUGGGUGAGCGUCUCGCCGUUGAUCCCAAGAACUCCAACAUCAUCUAUUUCGGAGCCCGAAGUGGCAACGGUCUCUGGAAGAGUACAGAUGGUGGUAAGAGCUUCUCCAAGGUCACUUCCUUCACCAAUGUUGGUACCUAUGUUGCCGAUCCGAGUGACAGCUCUGGAUACAACAGUGACAUCCAGGGUUUGUCCUUCGUCACAUUUGACUCUACUUCAUCUCUUGUCAAUGGUGCUACGUCGAGGAUCUUCGUUGGUGUUGCUGAUACAAAGACUGCUUCUGUGUAUGUGACUACUGACGCGGGUAAGACGUGGAAGCCUGUUGAUGGGCAGCCUGUGAAGUACCUCCCCCACAAAGGCCAGUUUUCACCAAAGGAGAAGGCGCUAUACCUCUCGUACAGCAAUGGUGGUGGGCCAUAUGAUGGUACUGCUGGUGCUGUGUACCGCUAUGACGUUGCUGCCAACACUUGGAAGGACAUCACCCCGCCUGGAGACAUCUACUUCGGCUUUGGUGGUCUUGCACUCGACCGCCAGAAAUCGGGUACUCUUGUCGUUGCCUCUCUGAACUCUUGGUAUCCCGAUGCUCAGUUCUUCCGAUCCACUGACUCUGGCAAGACGUGGUCUACGCUCUGGAACUAUAACGCUCAGGGCAACCUUGAUCUUCACUACAGCAUCUCCACACCAAAGGCUCCCUGGAUCUACAAGAACUUCAUCUCAGUUGAUACCAAGAAGCUGGGCUGGAUGGUUGAAGCUCUGGCUAUUGAUCCUUUUGACAGCGACCACUGGCUGUACGGCACUGGCCUGACACUCUACGGAGGCCAUGAUCUUACCAAGUGGGAUACCGUCCACAACAUCACCAUUGAGUCUCUCGCCGACGGUAUUGAAGAAACCGCAGUUCUUGACGUCAAGUCUGCUCCCGGUGGAAGUGAACUUCUCGCCGCCGUCGGCGACGACAGCGGUUUUACCUUUGCCUCCAAGAGCGUUCUCGGCAAAUCUCCACUCUCAGCCUGGGACAACCCAAUGUUCACAACAUCUACUAGCGCUGACUACGCCGGCAAGAAGGUCGGCAAUGUCGUACGAGCUGGAAACAGUGAUAGCAACCCUCAAGUCGCGCUAUCAUCCGACGGCGGUAAAUCGUGGAAGGUUCAUGGCGCUGCUGAGCAAGGUCCCAAGGGAGGUUCGAUCUCAUACUCAGCCAAUGGAGAUACUAUCCUCUGGUCCCCCGAGAACAGAGGUGUCUUGAGAUCUCAAAACGAAGGCAGCUUCGCUUCCGUCUCAAGUCUACCGAACGGCGCCCUCGUCGCUAGUGAUAAGCAGGACAACGACUACUUCUACGGUGCAUCAGGAUCAAAGUUCUAUGUCUCCAACAACACAGCCUCAAGCUUCUCCACAGGAGGAUCUCUCGACGGAGCCAACUCAGUCAAAGAUAUUGCCGCUCAUCCUACCAAGGCCGGAGAGGUCUGGGUCUCCACCGACGCUGGUAUCUUCCGGAGCACAGACUACGGUAGCGCCUUUUCCAAGAUCGGGGUUCUUAGCAAGACUGAGCAGAUUGCUCUCGGUAAGGGUUCUGGAAGCAAUUGGAAUGUGUAUGCUUUUGGAACAGGCUCUGCUGGGCGCAAGUUGUACGGUAGCUCUGAUCUUGGCAAGACUUGGACGGAUCUUCAGGGUUCUAUGGGCUUUGGUGCUGCGGACAGUGCUAAGCUUGCUGGAAGUGGGAAUGAGGCGGGAUUGGUCUAUGUUGGAACCAACGGCCGUGGUGUCUUCUGGGGCCAGGGAACUAUCUGAGUAUAUACAUCCAGUCUAGGUCCCCUUUAGUCACGCUUCCGACUAUACUCACUACUUUCUAUCACCCGUCCUAUGCCUCCUUCCUAAGCCUACCGGAUAAUCCCUUUGAUGUGAAGCUAUCACGAUUAACGUCCUGUCCACUGGUCAAACAUGCUCAAUCUCAGUUGCCUUCAUCUUUCCCCCAUCUCGCUCGUCCAAGGCCCGAGCAGCAAUUCCCUGCAAAUAGUUGUCCCUCGCCCGAGACGCCAAGAUGGGCACAUCAGGUCCGAAGAGCAGAUCCAUAUCCUCCAGCUGAACUCCCUUGGUCUCGGGGAUGAACAGCCAUGCAAAGAUGAUUGCGAAAACAGUGCAUGCACCGAAGAAGAGGAAGGUUCCAUAGGUAAUACUAAACAGUCAG